AUGCUCCACCUAUACAUUCUCACCCUAUUCACGCUCGUCUGGCAUGCCCUUACUGUGCAUGGCGCCGCCGUGAGUCAAGUCUCGCGCCAGAAAUGCCAGGCCUCGGGCAAGCACUGCCCAGCCGGGACCAUCAUCGUCUCUGCCUCUGACGAGCGCGCCGACUUCACAACUGUGCAGGCUGCCAUUGCCUCUCUCCCUGAUGACAGCUCCACGCAAACGAUUCUCAUCCUCGCCGGCUCGUAUGUGGAGCAGCUCAACGUCACCCGCGCCGGGCCGAUCACCCUGCUCGGCCAGACCGAUGCCUCGACCGACGCCACCAAGAACCAAGUCACUAUCACCUGGGCCGCAGCGAACAAGGACAGCACCGGCCAGAGUGUCGAUAACGUCUACUCCAGCGUGCUUGUCGUGGCGCCCACUCUGGACGCGAGCCUGACGGGUUCCGGGACGACGGGCUAUGCUGUGCCCGAUGACACCCCCUUUGGAAACAAGAACUUCCGCGCGUAUAAUAUCGACUUCACGAAUACGUGGGCCGAGUACUCGGACGGCCCGGCUCACGCGCUGAGCUUCAGCAGAGCCAAUGGCGGCUUCUACUACUGCGGGUUCUACUCGUAUCAAGACACGGUCUACGUCGGCAAAUUCGGCAACGCCUACUUCUAUAAGUCCAUCCUCGCAGGCCAAACCGACUUCCUGUACGGCUUUGGCACGGCCUGGAUCCAGUCCAGCGAGGUCCUUCUCCGCGGCUGCGGCGGCGGCAUCACUGCCUGGAAAGGCACCAACACGACCUUCACCAACAAGUACGGCGUCUACAUUGUAGACAGCAACGUGCGCGCGGCCAAUACCUCCGUGGCGCCGGAUAUCGCGGGCUCGUGUGCACUCGGCCGCCCGUGGAACUCGCAGCACCGGUCAAUCUUUGCGCGCUCAUUUGAGGACGGCAGUAUCGAGCCCAGUGGGUAUAUCGACUGGGUGGUCUCUGGGGUUGCGCGGUACGAGCCCGGCGUGACGCUGAUGGCGGAGUAUGAAGUGUAUGGGCCUGGGUUUAAUGCGACAGGCCGGAAGGAGGGGAAUGUGACGACGGAACUGGGGAGUGCCGGGUGGAAGCCGUAUAGUGAGCCGGCGAGGGUGUUUCAGAACCAGGCGGGAGUGUUUGGAAAUGUGGGGUGGAUUGAUUGGGAGACGGUGGGUGCGAAGUGA
This is a messenger RNA of Penicillium macrosclerotiorum, 1191 nucleotides long. RefSeq names its product putative pectin methylesterase. Lineage: Eukaryota; Fungi; Ascomycota; Eurotiomycetes; Eurotiales; Aspergillaceae. Gene Ontology annotation, biological process: cell wall modification. The coding region runs from base 1 to 1191 and encodes 396 amino acids. Gene Ontology annotation, molecular function: pectinesterase activity. The record is from RefSeq and is a predicted model, not a curated record. The transcript has 2 exons.